Molecule: messenger RNA, 402 nt
Organism: Thlaspi arvense
Lineage: Eukaryota; Viridiplantae; Streptophyta; Magnoliopsida; Brassicales; Brassicaceae
Source: the annotation of a GenBank genome assembly
CUCAUCAAUGACUAUGCCAUAAUAGAACCGCGGCCUCAGUUAACUAACGUGUCCUGCAUGGUUGUUACAAUCUGUGAAGCCGACUUGAAAGGUUUACCAACCUUUCUUCAGAGCUGCCCGAAACUGAAGUACCUCGUCGUGGGGCUAGAUGAUUAUGAAGAAAUGCCUUCUGAGGAGAUGGAUCGUUUCACUUUUUCAUCUGCUGUUCCUGAAUGUAUGCUGUCAUCGCUCGAGUUUGUUGAUUUCAAUACCGACAUCUCGGGAAGUGCUGCAGAAAUGAAGCUGGCAAAGUACUUUCUGGAGAAUUCUGCGAUCCUCAAGAAACUCACUCUACAAGUGAAGCAUGAUUUGACAGGCUAUGACAUUGGCAUUGACUUCGCCAAGGAGCUCUUCAAAAUCCCA